Jatropha curcas is the source of this 510-nucleotide messenger RNA. RefSeq names its product LORELEI-LIKE-GPI-ANCHORED PROTEIN 1 (gene LLG1). Lineage: Eukaryota; Viridiplantae; Streptophyta; Magnoliopsida; Malpighiales; Euphorbiaceae. The record is from RefSeq and is marked provisional.
AUGGAUUUGACAAAGUGUUCUGCCAUUUUCAUGUUUCUUCUGUUUGUGUUUCUUUUUGCUCCUCCUUCUUCUGCUUCCAGUUUCAUUUCAGAUUCUGUUUUUGAAUCCCAUGCUUCUACUGCCAGGAAUCUACUUCAGGCUAAGAAAGCCUGCCCAGUAAACUUUGAGUUUAUGAACUAUACAAUCAUCACAAGCCGAUGUAAAGGACCUGAUUAUCUUCCUAGUAGCUGCUGUGCUGCAUUCAAGGAUUUUGCGUGUCCUUAUGCCGAUGUCAUUAAUGACUUGACCAGUGAUUGUGCAUCAACCAUGUUUAGCUACAUUAACCUCUACGGGAAAUACCCGCCUGGUCUUUUCGCUAGCGAAUGCAGGGAAGGAAAACUGGGUCUUGAAUGCCCUGCAAACCCACCAUCACAAUCGGCUAAUGAUAGUGGCAGUCAGAUUAUUCGAGAUCCAUCCCUAUUGUUGAUACUCACAUCUGGUUUCCUAGCACUGUUAGUUCACUUGUUUUGA